CAUCGGCCUGCUCUUCACGGCUGUCAACCGUUCUCGGGAGGAACGCUGGGGCAUUACGUAACCUAGCGAAGUGCAGUGUGGGCGAUGUAGUAUUUUUAAAUUGGGCUCACACUCGUAAGCAAACAAAGCACUCCCUUGUUGGACUACAGACGUGGCUGACAGGAUGUGACGCACCCAAAGGUCGUAGGUGAUACUCAUGUGCACACAUGUGCGUCCAUCGUAACCACGCUGCCGAGCUUUAAAAUUGAGCCACUACAACACAUGCUGAUUGUUUGACUACAAAAUAAAACAUGCUUAGAGACGUGUCGCCCUCAUCGAGUGAAGAUGAAGCGGAAAAGUCGACGGAAGAGGUGUUGUUAAAGCAAAAGGAACCUGAGAAGAGGACCAGCAGGUACAAAUGUCCUGAUGACUUUGUGCCAUUCAGACACAAACCUUGCAAGAGCACGCUAACAGACAGCCUGAAGAACAGCAACAGUGAACUGUGGCUCAUCAAAGCUCCUGCCAGCUUUAACCCAGAAUGUUUGCAAGGUGUCAAUGUGAGCCUCUCAAGCCUGCAGACAUUGAAGUUUCCUUCUGCUGUGGAUGGAGGAGAGAGUAGGCGGGGCCAACAGAUUUACAACAUCCUUGGCUCCACACACGGCACCUCAGAGCUCCACCUCCUCACCGGUGACACGGCCUCAUCACCAGCGACAGUGAUGGGUCCAGCUUUCGCCGGCCUGUUGAGUGUGAGCGAGAGCUACGGCGGCACCCGGCAGACCCCGCAAAUCAUCCCUGCCACUCCCGCGCCGACAAUCCCGCCUGGCCUCAAACAGCGUUUCCUCCCCUUUGGCAGCAAGACCCCCACUCAGGGACGGGGAAGCGAGGCGGACGGUGUCCCCCUUCUGGAAGUCACACAAGUUGGUGAAGAGGGAAGGAAGAGGAAGAAAAGUAAGCUCAAGAAAGAAAAGCACGUAAAUGCGGAGCGAGAGGAUGAAGAGGUGACAGUCAAACAUGAAGACACCGUUUUCCAAGAAGCAGGGCCUCCUGCGGAAAAAAGGAGAAAGAAAAGGAAGAAGGUGAGAGACGAGGAAGAGUCGCCGCCACCUACUGCCAAGGUGAUGGUCAAACAGGAAGUGACGGAAGACAUCCUUUUCCACGAAGCAGGAGUUACAGAUUCACAGAGGGCAGAUAGAGAGGAGGAAGAGGUGUCACCUGCCUCCAGAGUGACAGUCAAACAGGAUGAGAGCAUUAACAGCGUCUCCUUCCUGGAGGACAAUGUUGAGGAAAAGAGGAGGAAGAAGAGAAAGAAGAAGGACAGAGAGAUGGAAGAGGAGUCGCCUGCAGCCAUGGUGAUGAUCAAACAGGAAGUGAAAAGUGAACUAGUGGACACUUUGUGCAACUGGGAAGAUGAUGGCUCACCAAAGAAGAAGAAGAAAAAGAAGAAAAGCAAAAGUGAUGAUGACUAGUCUGCCGCACCAGUUGUCCUUCACGACUGAUGAACUUUGACCGUGGAGCAGCCAGGAAGUUCUCACCUGUCCUUCUCAGGUGGACUUGAUUGUCCGAUGGCUUAAUGGUGUGAGAUAAUCACGUCAGCAUGCAGCAGGAAGAUGGACGAUGAUGGAAAGACGGAGCUCAACACAUGUUGGACAAUGGCGUCAUUGUAAUAAAAACAUGUCGGUGUCUUUUUGCA
This is a messenger RNA of Doryrhamphus excisus (bluestripe pipefish), 1669 nucleotides long. It is a transcript of the gene polr1g, whose product is annotated as RNA polymerase I subunit G. Gene Ontology annotation, molecular function: RNA binding. Gene Ontology annotation, biological process: transcription by RNA polymerase I. Gene Ontology annotation, cellular component: RNA polymerase I complex. Lineage: Eukaryota; Metazoa; Chordata; Actinopteri; Syngnathiformes; Syngnathidae. The record is from RefSeq and is a predicted model, not a curated record.